AUGCACAGAGCAAGAGAUGCAUAUCAAAAGGAUUUAAGUUAUGAAACAGGCUAUGAUGUAAAUCCAUCAAUAUUAGAAAUAAGAAAGCGCCAAUCGAAAAAAGACGACGCAAUUCGGCGAAAAAUAGAGAAUGAAUUGAGUAAAAAAAGACCUACUGCUGCUCGUAUGCAUCCUUCACGUAAAGCAGAUUCUAAAACAGUACUAUCACUAAGCCCUUCACCUCCUCUUACCGUUCAAUCUGGUAUUACUGUUUCAGAAGCAUCUCAAUUGAUGGCGGCAAAAAGAGAAGAUUGUGUUUUGGUAGUGGAUGAUGAUCAACAUUUAAUUGGUAUUUUUACGGCAAAAGAUCUUGCAUUUCGUGUUGUUGGGAUGGAUAUGGAUCCAAGAAAUCUUCUUAUUGAGGAUAUAAUGACAGAAAAUCCUUUAUGUGCUCGAAAUGAUACAUCAGCAACAGAUGCACUUGAUCUUAUGGUACAUAAAGGAUUUAGACACUUGCCUGUUUGUGAUGAAGAUGGUAAUGUUUCUGGGAUUUUAGAUAUAACAAAAUGUUUUCAUGAAGCUAUGAAAAAAGUGGAGCGUGCGUAUACAAGUUCUCGACAAUUAUAUGAUGCUUUGGAAGGAGUUCAAACAGAAUGGGGUCAAAUACAGCAACCAGAACAAAUUAUUCAAUAUGUUGAGACACUAAGACAGAAAAUGUCAGGUCCAAAUUUAGCAAGUGCAUUAGAUGGAUCUACUCCUAUUACAGUAAAUAUACGAACUAACGUUAGAGAUGCAGCUUUUCUAAUGAGGGAAAAUCAUACAACAGCAGUUUUGGUUAUGGAUCAAAUGAAUAUUUCUGGGAUUUUUACAUCUAAAGAUAUUGUUUUACGUGUUAUUGCUCCUGGACUUGAUCCUGCAAACUGUUCUGUGGUUCGUGUUAUGACUCCUCAUCCAGAUUGUGCUCCAAUGGAUAUGAGUGUACAAGAAGCUCUUAAAAAAAUGGAUGAAGGACAUUAUCUUAAUCUUCCUGUAUUAGAUCAAGAAUCACAGGUCAUUGGAAUGGUUGACGUUAUGAAGUUAACGUAUCUUAUUUUGGAGCAAAUAAAAAGUAUUAGUUCAUCUGAUGGAGAAGGGCCUAUUUGGAAUAAGUUUUGGAAUACUUUAGGAGAUGGGGAUACAGAAUCUGUUUUGUCUGAAAAUCAACUUUCUACAUCUCAGAAUUACCAAUCAUUAUCAUUUACGCCUUUAUCUAAUAAUCAACAAGAUUUACAGUCUCUUUCACCUGACCUUUUAGGAGCAAAAUUGCCUCAAAAAAAUGAAUGGAUAUCUCCAGUUGAAAAACAUGUUUUUUCCGGUAAAAAUUCUCCACUAUUAAGUCAAAUUCCAUUUGUUUUUAAAUUUAAAUCUCCAUACGGAAAGACUCAUAGGAUACAACUUGUCCCUCAAGUUGGAUAUGCGUCACUUAGGCUUGCAAUUAUUGAACGUUUAAGAUCUGAGCUUGAUAAACUAGGAGGAAGUGAUAAUUUAGCCAUAAGUUUUAUCGAUGAUGAUGGUGAUGCUGUAUCAAUGACAACGGAUGAUGAUAUGCUUCAUGCUGUUGAAUUGGCUCAUAAAAAUGCAGAAGAUAAAGUAAAUCUUAUCAUUCAUCAUUUAAAUGACCCUGUUGUCAUUCAAACACCUGCUGAUUUGCCCUCAGCUAUUCAAAAUCAUGACCAAAAGAAUUCACAACAUAAAUCACAUCGAUCAACCGGCUACUUUCUUUCUAUAUCUCUUGUUCUAUGUGUCGCUACCAUUGCAGUUGUCUAUAGGUAUAUCCGGAAAUAG
Pneumocystis jirovecii RU7 is the source of this 1803-nucleotide messenger RNA. RefSeq lists its product as uncharacterized. NCBI's taxonomy places the organism in Eukaryota, Fungi, Ascomycota, Pneumocystomycetes, Pneumocystales, Pneumocystaceae. The record is from RefSeq and is a predicted model, not a curated record. Gene Ontology annotation, molecular function: protein binding. Bases 1 to 1803 code for a protein of 600 amino acids. The transcript has 6 exons.